Messenger RNA from Austrofundulus limnaeus, 823 nucleotides. RefSeq names its product fragile X messenger ribonucleoprotein 1 homolog. Gene Ontology annotation, molecular function: mRNA 3'-UTR binding; translation regulator activity. Lineage: Eukaryota; Metazoa; Chordata; Actinopteri; Cyprinodontiformes; Rivulidae. Gene Ontology annotation, cellular component: nucleus; cytoplasmic stress granule; neuron projection. The record is from RefSeq and is a predicted model, not a curated record. Gene Ontology annotation, biological process: positive regulation of long-term neuronal synaptic plasticity; mRNA transport; positive regulation of translation.
CAGAAACAGUCGAACACAGGCUAACCUAUGGGAUAGACACUUGUCUUUGAUUUUUCAUACGUUUCGAAUUGCAAAUCUGAAAAAGAAAGCACAAAAUUCAGACACUGUGCAAAUCGGUAAACGGCUCGACCGACGCUCACGGUCAUCUCGUGCUCUUCGUGCACGCGGCUGGCAGGUUAAUUCGGCCAGGAAGCGAGGUCUUUGAUUGAAAACUCUCAUCUCGGCUAGCGUCAGGCUAGCCAGCCAGCUAGCUAGCGGCUAACGUCGCUAACAGUAGUUAGCUAGCUAGCGAGCUGUAGUAAGUGGCGUCAUGGAGGAGCUGGUUGUGGAAGUAAGAGGGACGAGUGGAGCCUUUUAUAAGGCUUUCGUGAAGGACGUUCACGAGGGAUCAGUCACUGUGGCAUUUGAAAACAAUUGGCAGCCUGAGCGUCAGAUCCCGUUCCAGGACGUGCGCUUUCCUCCGCCGACGGGCUUCAGCAAAGACAUAAACGAGAGCGAUGAGGUUGAGGUGUAUUCAAGGGCAAAUGACAAAGAGCCAUGCGGCUGGUGGCUGGCAAAGGUUCGCAUGGUGAAAGGAGAGUUUUAUGUAAUAGAGUACGCUGCGUGUGACGCUACAUUAAACGAGAUUGUGACGCUGGAGAGGCUACGGCCGGUCAACCCGAACAAACCAGCCUCUAAAACCACCUUCAUUAAGAUCCGACUGGACGUACCCGAGGAUCUACGGCAGAUGUGCUCCAAGGAGUCGGCGCACAAAGACUUUAAGAAAGCCAUCGGAGCGUUCAGCAUCACCUUCGACUCCGAAAAGAAGCAGCUAGUUAUUUUG